AUGAAAACUACAAAUUGCACUUACAAUAAAGAAUUAGAAACUAGCCCCAAAAAUCAACCUGACAUUAACAACACUACUGAUUCAACAUCCUCUGAUGAACGAAUGUCUUGUGAUAAACAAUUAGAAACAACUUAUUCCACAUCAGCAAAUGAAAGCCCUGAUAUUCUUUUAGUUUUUGAACCUUUGGAAAAAGCUACUACACACCUUUCUGCAUUAUCAUAUCUGACUUUAAAUGAUACUUGA
Messenger RNA from Dentiscutata erythropus, 243 nucleotides. Lineage: Eukaryota; Fungi; Glomeromycota; Glomeromycetes; Diversisporales; Gigasporaceae. The record is from the annotation of a GenBank genome assembly.